Molecule: messenger RNA, 1705 nt
Organism: Anguilla rostrata (American eel)
Lineage: Eukaryota; Metazoa; Chordata; Actinopteri; Anguilliformes; Anguillidae
Product: core histone macro-H2A.2
Exons: 9
Coding region: 172-1302 (376 amino acids)
Biological process (GO): nucleosome assembly; heterochromatin formation
Cellular component (GO): chromatin; nucleosome
Molecular function (GO): protein heterodimerization activity; structural constituent of chromatin; DNA binding
Source: RefSeq, a predicted model, not a curated record
CGCCUAAGUCAGGCAAGCCAACUGCAGACCGAUGCCUAUUCGAACACGCCCAGGAUACACAGAAGGACAGACAAUAAGGAAAAUAGUCCGCGCCAAACUCCUUGGAGAUUUACAAAGGGACAAUCGAGUCAACGUUUGGGUCUUUAACCGAGAAAAACAGAAGAAAGAAGAAUGUCGGCCAGAGGGGGGAAGAAGAAGACCACCAAACUGUCUCGCUCGGCCCGGGCUGGGGUCAUCUUUCCUGUGGGGAGAAUGAUGAGGUACCUCCGGACGGGCACUUACAAGUACCGGAUCAGCAUGGGGGCCCCUGUCUACAUGGCAGCAGUCAUAGAGUACCUGGCAGCGGAGAUUUUGGAGCUGGCGGGGAAUGCAGCGAGAGACAACAAGAAGGGAAGAAUAACUCCACGUCACAUCAAGCUUGCGGUAGCCAAUGAUGAGGAGCUCAACCAGCUGUUGCGGGGGGUGACCAUAGCCAAUGGCGGGGUCUUGCCCCGAAUUCACCCUGAGCUCCUGUCCAAGAAGAGGGGCGGGCGACUGAGGGUGGAGACCCAGGUGACCGUGCCGGAGAAGAAGCCGGGCCGUCCCAAGAGCAGCAAGAAGCCCACCCCCAAAAAGACCAAAGGGAAGCCUGGCCGAAAGUCAAAGAAAAAUGUGGAAAAUGACAAAGAAACGGCGGCCAACCAUUCGGAAGAUGAGCCCGCGGGGUCGGAAGUGGAGCCCGGAGACGGUUUCACGAUCCUCUCGGCAAAGAACCUGUUCCUGGGACAGAAGCUUUCUUUAACAGAGAGUGAAAUCAGCAAAAUCGGAUCCAUCCAAGUAGAGGGGAUCAUCAACCCCACAAAUGCAGAUAUUGACCUGAAAGAUGGUGUAGGCAAUGCUCUGGAAAAAGCUGGUGGAAAAGAGUUUGUGGAGUCGGUGAAAGAGGUCCGGAAAUCACAGGCGCCUUUGGACGUUGCUGCAGUGGCGGUCAGCCAGGCCAGCGGACUGGCGGCGGAGUUCAUCAUCCACUGCAACAUCCCCCAGUGGGGCUCGGAGAAGUGCGAGGAUCAGCUGGAGAAGACCGUCAAGAACUGCCUGUCGGCCGCCGAGGAGAAGAAGCUCAAGUCGCUGGCCUUCCCCGCGUUCCCCGCCGGCCGGAACGGCUUUCCAAAACAGACAGCGGCCCAACUGAUCCUCAAGGCCAUCUCCAAUCAUUUUGUGUCUGAAACGUCCUCUUCCCUUAAGAACAUCUACUUUGUACUGUUUGACAGCGAGAGCAUCGGCAUUUACCUUCAGGAAAUGGCCAAGAUGGAAGGAAAGUAAAGCUUCUCGUUUUUAUUUUUUUAAAGCAAGUGUAAUAAUGUUUCAGGUGGAUUUUUUGCAACUGGUAUAGUGCGGUCCCAAGGAUUAUGUAAGUAGAUUUUUAUCCAACAAAGGUAGUUUUUGUGUGUGGGGGGAGGGGGGGUGGGGAUGUGAGUGAUGUACUGUUUGCAUUUACAUAACAUUGUUUUCUUCUUAAAAGAUUGCUUCAUAUAGAAUAGAUUAAUUUAAUCCAUUCGGGCUUGUCAUUUUUUCCCUUCUACCCAUUUGUUUUUACAUUCCAUUUACAAAGGCAUUGGCCCUCAAUUUCUUCCCCAGAUUUCCUCUGUAGUUUCUGAUAAUGUUAGUUUACUAAGAAAAAAGUGUUUCUCAUUCUGCUUUGAAAUAAAUCAGAUGUUUUACACCA